This is a messenger RNA of Neltuma alba, 1295 nucleotides long. Its product is annotated as protein BTR1-like. Gene Ontology annotation, molecular function: RNA binding. The transcript is spliced from 7 exons. NCBI's taxonomy places the organism in Eukaryota, Viridiplantae, Streptophyta, Magnoliopsida, Fabales, Fabaceae. The annotation marks the transcript as partial. The record is from RefSeq and is a predicted model, not a curated record.
CUUGUGUCAAAUGCUGCGGCUGGUUCUGUCAUUGGAAAGGGUGGUUCUACUAUCACUGAUUUUCAAUCACAAUCUGGAGCGCGAAUUCAGUUAUCACGCAAUCAUGAGUUCUUUCCUGGGACUACAGAUAGGAUUAUCAUGGUUUCUGGGGCAACAAGUGAGUUACUAAAAGCUGUUGAACUCAUUCUUUCUAAGUUUCUGAGCGAGCUUCAUACCGAGGACGAGAAUACUGCCGAGCCAAAAACAAAAUUGAGACUCAUUGUCCCUAAUAGCUCUUGUGGUGGAAUAAUUGGAAAGGGAGGUGCUACCAUUAGGUCGUUUAUUGAAGACUCUCAAGCUAGCAUUAAGAUCUCUCCCCAAGAUUAUAAUUACUAUGGAUUGAAUGAUAGACUAGUGACGCUGAUAGGAACUCUGGAUGAGCAAAUGCGUGCACUUGAGUUAGUUAUUUCUAAGCUAGCUGAAGAUCCUCAUUAUUCUGAGUCCAUGAAUACUCCAUUCUCAUACCCAGGUGUUGUCUUUUCCGGAUAUCAUGGUGUUCCUUAUGCCUAUGUGCUUCCUUCUGUCCCAGCAGCAGCAUACAAUGCAACAACUUAUCCACCAAAUGGUGCAGGAAAGAAGUUUCAGGACGUCAAGGAGGAGCAGAGUAAAUCACUGACCAUUGGCGUUGCAGAUGGCCAUAUAGGUCUGGUUGUUGGUCGUGGCGGAAGGAAUAUAAUGGAAAUUAGUCAGAUUAGUGGGGCAAGGAUUAAGAUAUCAGACAGGGGUGAUUUCCUAUCUGGAACAACUGAUAGGAAAGUUACGAUAACCGGACCACAGGGAGCCGUACGAACGGCUAAAACUAUGAUAAUGCAGAAGGUUGCUUAUGCUGCUGAGACCGCAACGGAGUAGUUUAUAAUUUUAUAUUUGCAAGAAGCGCCCUAGUGUGUUGGGAUGCGCUGGGUGAAGUGAACCUGCCUGCUAAUUGCUUUUCUAUUUUGCCUUUUUUCUUUUUUCUUUUUAAAAAGAUUUAUCUACGUAAAUCCCAUACUAGUGAUGCGUUGGGAUGUCUGAAUGUUGUAGUGGGAGACGGGGCAGCAUCUGUCUUGUUGGGCUCCAGUGGGAGCGAUCUUAUAGGAAUUCUUUUCAAAACAGAGUAUAAGAUCCAUGGGGAAGGGCAUUUUUAGUGCUUCAUCCAAUGCAGUAAUUAGAAGUAUAUCUUCAUUCUCUUGCGUUUCACUAGAUGUUGCCUGUGCAAGUAGCUAAUGAGUCCAAUAUGUACCUCUCUUCACUGGUCGGUUUGAGAUGGGAUUUGAAAA